Molecule: messenger RNA, 468 nt
Organism: Carya illinoinensis
Lineage: Eukaryota; Viridiplantae; Streptophyta; Magnoliopsida; Fagales; Juglandaceae
Exons: 1
Coding region: 1-468 (155 amino acids)
Source: RefSeq, a predicted model, not a curated record
AUGUCAUAUGUGGAGCUUAAUCAAUCAAGGAGAGAAGAUGUAUGGUUCCUUGACUCAGGGUGGAACAAUCAUAUGUGUGCAAAUAAGGAGUGGUUCUCGGAUCUUGAUGAGGAAUUCCAGCAAUCUGUGAAGCUCGAGAAUAAUUCCAACAUGGCUGUGUUGGGAAAGGUUAACAUUAGGUUGCAAAUUGCUGGAGUUACUCUGGUAAUCACUGAUGUUUUCUAUAUACCUAAGUUGAAAAAUAACUUAUUAAGUGUUGGACAAUUGCAAGAAAGAGGUGUAGCUAUUUUGAUACAACAUGGAGUUUGUAAAGUCUAUCAUCCCAAGAACGACCUUAUUGUGAAAACAGCAAUGUUGCAAAUCGGAUGUUCAUAUUGUCUGCAAAAAUUCUGCCGAAAGCUCCCACUUGCUUCCAAACAAUUCUUGAAGAAAACACUCACCCUUGGCACUGCAGAUAUGGGCAUCUAA